UGCAAUAUCCUGCGUUUCCCCCACCUCUCCCACCCCAGCACUCCAGCUGGGGUGGCUUUCAUGGUGGCCCAAUGUCAUCUCCUGCCGCUACUCGAGCUUCCCCCGCGGCUACUCGUGCUUCCGCGAGCGUCCCCGUCACUGCCAGCUCCACACCCGAGGUCACCGUAGCUCGCAUCUCUGUCUCCAGUCCAACUUGGUUCAGCCACUGUGACCCCACAGAAACUAGGUGCGGUCAGAUAGCAGAAAGGGCCCGGAGUCCUCGAGAAGGCAAGACUACGGAAAAGGCCGAAGAGCCUAGAGAAGGUACUACUGUUGCUAAGCCUGGGGCCACAACCAUGGCUAUGACUGGUGCUCCCACGCCCACCUCACCCUUGCUUAGCGCAGGCCACGGAGCUAAUUCCAGCGUGACUGCGGAGAAAGCGCCACCGGAAGAGCCAACAGCACUCUGAACCCAGAUACAGUACUCCACGUUUGAACAAACGGUUUCCAAGGGUCCAGCUAACGGCUCAAGCAGGCUACAAUGAAAAUCCACCCCGCUAA
This is a messenger RNA of Mastomys coucha (southern multimammate mouse), 540 nucleotides long. RefSeq lists its product as uncharacterized. The record is from RefSeq and is a predicted model, not a curated record. The coding region runs from base 72 to 449 and encodes 125 amino acids. NCBI's taxonomy places the organism in Eukaryota, Metazoa, Chordata, Mammalia, Rodentia, Muridae. The transcript has a single exon.